Molecule: messenger RNA, 9097 nt
Organism: Solenopsis invicta (red fire ant)
Lineage: Eukaryota; Metazoa; Arthropoda; Insecta; Hymenoptera; Formicidae
Gene: dop
Product: microtubule-associated serine/threonine-protein kinase 3
Exons: 22
Coding region: 452-5545 (1697 amino acids)
Biological process (GO): intracellular signal transduction; peptidyl-serine phosphorylation
Molecular function (GO): ATP binding; protein binding; protein serine/threonine kinase activity
Source: RefSeq, a predicted model, not a curated record
UGUUGCUGCCGCUAAAGAAGAUGGCUCUGGCGGCUGGUAAUCGCGUCCCUUCGAUCGCCGUCGCGUACACUUAGUAUCGUGUGCGCGUUUCUUUCCUUUCACACUCUUGUCGUUACCCCUUUAUACAUCUCCACGCAGCGGGCCUCUCCUUAAAUAUCCGGACGAUCCGCUCGUGUGCUGUUGCUUGUUUUCGUGAUCUGCUUCAUCAUAAUUCAUUCGCAAUGCGUCUUCGCGAAGCUCUCAGGAGAACAACGACCCUAGGACGGGGCUCUACAGCGAUCAUAGCUCGCAACGACUCCGGACAGUGUUAAGGAUAUAGGAAGGAGAGAGAGACAGGAUCGAAAAUUGUGUGAAAAUAUUGUAAAUGGAUGUUUUGUAUCCUUCAUUUUUUCACGCUAAGCGUCAAAAGUUAUCUCGCUGUUACUAAAUAGAAGCCCAGUGAACAAAAAUCAUGGAUCAAGCCAGAAAUAGACCGAGUAGACCACGACUGCGUUCUCACGGUAACUCCGCUAGGGUGCUUGUGUUCGAUCAAAAUGAAGUUGAAGAAACUGUCAGUAACAUGGAAACGGAUUUGCACAAACAUUCAGUACCACCAAAAUUGGAGAGCAAGGAAGCGCCAGUUCGGCCUGUUAGUGGAGAAUUAUCAAAUCUAGUUCGCAUGAGAAAUUCUGCGAUAGGAAAGUCGGCACCUUCUCUAUCAGUUCAUGUGCGUGAUUUCAACAUUUCUCGUCGCGCUGCCAAAGCGGCUCAUCGUAAGUCUCUUAUUACAACUACAUCGCCUACUUUACCACGUUGCCAUUCACCUUUAUCAGCAUUCGUCCCAAUUAUAGGCAGUCCCUUAGAGAGCCCUAGGAUGUCGUCCAGUCCACACUUUGCUUUUGCUCCAAUUAAAAGAAUUGGAGGAGGUGCUACAGGAACUGGCGAUGGUAGAAGAUGGUCAGUUGCUAGUUUACCGUCCAGUGGCUACGGAACAACACCCGGCUCUAGUAAUGUUUCAUCGCAAUACUCGAGCCAAGAACGGUUGCAUCAAUUACCAAAUGUUCCCACUAAGGAUGAGCUACGCAUGUUGUCUUGCCAUUUCUCCAAGCCCGGGACACCAUGCUCUUCGCAUCCGGGCUUCCCAGGUUCCAGCAUAUCUAAUAUUCCGGGUAGCGCAUCUUUUAACCUCGAAGAGGAAGGCCGUCGAUCGCCGUUACAUCGUCCACGUUCUCGAAGUUUGAGCAGUCCGAGUCGAUCACCUGUUCUUGACAGUGAAAUUGUUAUGAUGAAUACUUUAUAUAAAGAAAGAUUUCCGAAGGCAACGCAACAGAUGGAAGAGCGAUUGACCAAUUUUAUUAAUGAAAACAAGGAGAUAGAUGAAUACGAGGUGGUGGCUACUAUGACGCAGGAUUCAUUACCAAUUUUACGUUUUGUACAUCAUCAAGUAAUCGAAAUGGCCAGAGAUUGUUUGCAAAAAUCUCAGGAAAAAUUAAUUACAACGAGGUACUUUUAUGAGAUGAGCGAAAAUCUGGAACAUCUGUUAAUUGAGACGAAAGAUAAAUCUUUAGAGGCGGCAACGAGAUUAACAGGAUUAAUAAAGAAAUUAUUGUUGGUUAUAUCGCGUCCAGCUCGUUUGUUAGAGUGUUUAGAAUUCGAUCCCGAGGAAUUUUAUCAUUUACUUGAACAAGCCGAAGGCCAAGCUAAAGUCAAUGCGGGAAUAAAAACUGAUAUUCCUCAAUAUAUUAUUACGAAAUUAUCUUUAAAUAGAGAUCCUAUAUCUGAGUUGCAAGAAGAUUUGAAUAAAUUGGAAGAUUCAGCGAGUUCUAGCGACAGUAAUCUGCAUAUGACAUCGAGUCCAAAUAAAGAUGAUGACAAGUAUCAGCGUAUUCCGUGCGAAAGUGAUUACGAAGUGUUGAAGCUCAUUAGUAAUGGUGCAUAUGGCGCGGUGUAUUUGGUUAAGGAGAAGAGUACCCGACAAAGAUUUGCUAUGAAGAAAAUCAAUAAGAAUAAUUUAAUGCUGCGAAAUCAAGUGGAACAAGUGUUUGCCGAAAGAGACAUAAUGAGCUUCACAGAUAAUCCAUUUGUAGUUUCUAUGUACUGUAGUUUCGAAACCAAGAAACAUUUGUGCUUAGUAAUGGAAUACGUGGAAGGUGGAGAUUGCGCGAAUCUUUUAAAAAAUAUAGGUCCACUGCCACCAGAUAUGGCAAGAUUUUAUUUCGCAGAAACCGUUUUGGCUGUUGAAUAUUUACACAGUUAUGGCAUUGUUCAUCGGGAUUUGAAGCCUGAUAAUUUACUCAUCACUGCCCUAGGACACAUCAAGCUUACUGACUUCGGUCUUAGUAAAAUGGGUCUAAUGUCUUUGGCAACAAAUCUCUACGAGGGUUACAUUGACCGAGACACAAGGCAAUUCUCAGACAAGCAAGUGUUCGGUACACCGGAAUACAUUGCUCCGGAAGUUAUAUUACGCCAGGGUUAUGGUAAACCGGUUGACUGGUGGUCCAUGGGUAUUAUAUUAUAUGAAUUUUUAAUUGGCUGUGUUCCAUUCUUCGGCGAGACACCCGAGGAAUUAUUUGCUCACACGGUGAACGAUGACAUCGAAUGGCCAGACGAAGACGAUUGGCCUGUUCAGUCAGAGGCGAAGGAUAUUAUAACGGUUCUUUUACAUCAAAGCCCUAGGGAGCGAUUGGGUACUGGUGGGUCACACGAAGUCAAGGAGCAUCUAUAUUUUUAUGGAGUUAACUGGAAUAGUUUACUUAGGCAAAAGGCCGAAUUUGUGCCACAAUUAAUUAAUGACGAAGAUACAAGUUACUUUGACACUCGUAUGGAUAGAUAUAAUCAUGAUUUGGGCGAUGACACAGAUGACACCGACGAUUCUCCUUUGUUUGGAUCAUUCUCUUCUUACUCGCCUCAAUCGCGCAAGAUUUCGCAAACGCGCCCGCCUCAGUUCAAUUCUGAUGCAGAAUUGGACGCUUCAAAGAAGCAAUUAUUCCGUACGGAACUUGAAGGCACGUUUGCUCAAAUGUCUCUUGGAUCGAUUGUACCAGUCCAAACGCCGCCAUUUAAACUAGCCGAUCCACAAUCCGUGCCACCAUUCGAAAAACAUCGGCUAUCCUCUUCGUCGAUAAAAAAUAGUUCUUGUACUGAGAAUCCAAACAGAACUGAAGUCAACAUUGCGUCGUUGUCCUGCGUGACUCCCGGCGUUACUACUAUUUCAUCGAGCAACGAAGCGCAACUGUCUAUCAAAAAUAGUCAGGUGGAAAGAACGUCGAUUAAUCUGAGUACACCUGACUCUUCGCAAACCGAGUCCGAGGAUAUUAGCCCUCAGAUCCAAAGGAAGCGGCACGCACAUUCCCGUGACAAGCUGCCCAGGUUCAGUAUAUUCGUUGAUGAUGAACACAUAUUGGAUCUCGCAGCGGCAAAUAAAGACACAACAGAAGAGAAUAAGCAGAAUUCCAGCACUGACUCUUUCGAGUCCUUCAGCGCCAUGUCUAUGUUACCAUCCACCCGACAGAAAUCUCGAUCCGUUAUCAAAUCCGCUUCGACCAGUGGGCUGUCGUUAGUGAUCCCGACUAAUGAUUUCACCUACGACUCGCCACUUAAUGUUCAACCUAUCGAAUCGCCUGGUGGAUCAUCGACCGCGUCCUCGAGGGAUACUUCUCCUUGCCGCGAAUUAAGUCCUCUCGUGACUAGUCUGAAACCGCCCAUUAUCAUCCGACGAGGACCAUGCGGCUUUGGAUUCACAGUGCACACCAUCAGAGUUUAUUACGGCGAUAGUGAUUUCUAUACUAUGCAUCAUCUCGUAAUGGAAGUCGAACAGUCCAGCCCAGCAUUUGAAGCUGGUUUGAGACCUGGUGAUCUGAUAACGCAUAUAAAUGGUGAGGCGGUACAAGGUCUGUAUCACACUCAAGUCCUGCAGCUAAUGUUGAGUGGCGGUGACCACGUGACAUUACGUAGCACGCCUCUAGAAAACACUAGCAUCAAGACUGGCGGCAGGAAGCGCAACCUCGCUCAGAGCAAAUUGGCGCGCCGGACGCUGCACAAACAACGAAAGCAGAAACGGGAUCACUCGGACAAAAAGCGGAAAACAUCUCUUUUCAAGAGAAUAAGUUCCAAACGAGCGAGUGUAGAGAUGCAGCAGCCGUUAACUAUCAGUUGUCCAUUGUCAGCACCCAUUUUGUCCAGCGACAGCAAACCUCCACUUAUGAUGGCUGCGGGAAUUUGCUCGCCCUCGAUGGUCACGCCCAGUCGAUCGUUUCAGUCGUUUACUCGCUCACAGGAGACGCCAUCGCCGUAUUUUACAGCAUGUUCGAAAUCCGUCUGCAGCCCAUCCCCGCCGACGAAUCGCGUUAGCACGGACUCGUAUCAUUCUACUGGGAACUCGAGCCCAUGCUCAAGUCCAAGUUCGUCGUCUCCAGGUUCGAAUACAUCUGCCGGCAAUCUGUCGGGAAUCUCGAACCAAUCGCAUUAUCAGCGGCCGAGCACUCUCCACGGUCUCAAGCACAAGCUGCAUACGGCCGCGAAGAACAUUCACUCACCAAAUCGCAGGAAGUCCGUGGGACACAUACCAUUGUCACCAUUGGCUAGGACGCCGAGUCCAUCGCCGAUCCCCGCCAGUCCGACGAGGAGCCCGAGUCCUUUAGCGUUUCCUACGGGCCAUCAGCCUGGUAGUUCCAACACUACACAAUCGUAUAGUCCAGGAGUGUGUUUAGGGGCUACGCCGAAUAGCCAAAAGAAAGGUUAUGGUCGUCCAAAAUCGGCGGAGCCGGGUUCGCCACUACUUCGACGAGCACUCAGUCCCGAUCGGCUUCACCCGCGUUCGGCGGAGAACAAGACAUCAAUAUCACCGCUGGCGAACACCGUGAUCAAGGUGACACCUCGCGUGACUAUCGCUCAGUCAUCCCACAAUAGCAGUGACACCUGUUCAGAUGAGUCAAAUGACAGUUUCAAGGAGACCAACGAGGGCGUGAAGAGUGAGAAAAAAGUGCCAAGUGAAAAAGCAGACUAUUCUAAAUUGACUCAUAAUAUAUCUAUCAGUUUAGGAAACGUGAGUAUGUCGAAUUCCUGCGGUAGUACGCAAUUGCCGCGAAUAGCCGAGGAGAAGGAUUCGCCGACGGGCACCAAGAGCGACGACUACUCGUCAUCGAAAGAAAUCGAGAAGAGUGACAAGCAACAAUCGAUGUGUAGUAGUAGCAAUCAGUCCGAAGACGCAGAGCAAGCUCAGAACCAAGACGAAUGCCAAGCUACCAGUGACAGCAAAGUAUUGCAAUGCAACGAGAAAGAAGAGACUGUCAGUCAGCUCGAUGGCUCGCAAGUGAGCGCGCAGCAAUCAACCAAUUCAAGCUUACAGAAGAACAUAGAUCAAAGAUAUUGUCAAACUGGUGAGAGAUCUGUCGUGAUGUCAACGGUACAUAAGGCACCCGUCGCCGAACAGAAGAAUACUGUCAAAGAAAAUGUAGAAACUCACCAGGAGAUUAAAAAAAUAUCUAAAAAGUACAAGACCUCUGUUGAAAGUGUCCAUUCAAAUACGCACGAAAACAAUACAAGGCUGGGAAGAGAUAAGAAUUAAUUAAUUUUCGAAUAGAUUCAUGACAGAGCAUUGGUCUCCUUUAAGAUUUGUUUUAAAAUACGUUGUAUGACGCUGUCGAAUGUUUGACGUAUAUGUUGGAUUAUUCUUUAUACCAAUAUCAGGCUGAAAUGACAAUGGGUGCAUCCAGAAGCGCAACUGCUCACUGAGCGCUUACUGAACGCUCAGCGAAAACCCUAAAUCUGUCUACUGGACGCUUCCUAAGCUGUUUACAGUGAGCGGUCGUCAUUUUCGUGAGCGUAGUUUUCGCUCACUCCUCUCACUUAGCGCUCUUUGAGUGGCUCAGUGAGCGGUCGUCCUUCUGGAUACACCCAAUCUAAUGCACAAGCGCUCAACAUCUGACAGCAAUAUACGACAACGUAUUGUAGAAUAAAUUUAAAGUAGCCGGAAGACUUUUGAAUUACCUGUACGUUAAUCAAACGUGAAAUAAGAAGAAAGUUAUCUCUCGCAUGGUUCGAAAAAUUUUAUUGAAUAGAUGCUGACAAUCUUAUGAGAGAAAAGAGACUCAAUCAAAAGGAAAAGAAGGGAAAGAAUAAGGAAAACAGAGAAAAAAUCACAGAUUUUGAAUUUACAGUCGAAUCGUAAUAAUAACCUUCAUUUUCGAUACAUCUCCGUAAAAGUUACCUCGUGACUUCUCAUAUAGUAAUUUUUCCUCUUUUGCUGACAUCCCACCACGCUAUCAUCCAGCAUGCACAUGUGCAAUGCACGCGAAGAUAGUAAUUAAAAUUAUGGUGCUAUUAGAAUUUCGUUUGCGUAAGCGUUGUUUAUCAAAAAGUACGGAUAAGGGGAAAAGUUAUUUUUACGGAGGUUGAUCGGUUUCGACAAAUUAUUUUUACGGAGGCUCGACUGUAUAUAUCUUUAUAGAACUUCUAUAUUCAAACUUAUAGGCUUCCGUCAAACCUAAAUACCUGAAAGCAAUUAAGAUACUUAUAUAUUUCCGAGAAGAAGGUUUAAUCUAUUUCCAUAAAAUAUAACAUUUGUUAUAUACAAGACAUACUGCAAAACCUCAAACAAAUUUAUACAGAUGAGAGAAAUACAUUAUUUUAAUUGUCGAAACGCAAAACUCAAUUACGGACGCAAAAUCACAAAACCGCAUACUGAAGUUGCUCUAGCGGUAAGAUAAUUGGAGUGAUUUUUGAUUGCUUUGGGCUACAGUAUUUACACGAUCUCAUUUGUAUAUUUAAAUAAUAUUAGCACGCGCGCGCGCACGCAUACACACACACACACAAACACAAUUAACAUAAGGUGUUUUCCACACAAAUCGACAUAAGCAUUGUGCUACUUUUUUUGGUUGUUCAAUAGGUAACAAAGAUAGAAGAAUGCUUGUGUCAACUUGUGUUAUUAAAUGGAAAGCAUUUAUAGUAUUUAAUGAUUCGCAUACAAUAUCUUAUGCAUGCGAAAUAGUUUUAUAUGAUAGUAUUUAUUUUUGAAGAGAGGAAAAAAGUAAAGAGAAUUUAUAACGCUAUCUUAUUCUGAUGGUUUAUAUAAUAUAUACAACGAUUUCGUUGUGCGCGAAAUUACAAGUGAUAAAUUCAUGAUAAAAGCUAAGAAAUUAAACGUUUCUCACGUAAAUUAUUCGUUAUAUUUUUAUUGACUUAUUGAUAUUAUGUUAACCCUUUGCUAGGGUUGGGAAGUAACACGUUACUUGUAACGCCGUUAUCGUUUUCGUUACUUUUUUACGGUAACGAGCGUUACUUUUUUAUGUCUGUAACGAUAACGGUAACGUCAUUACAUUUUUACAAUAAUGGUAACGAAUUCAGCCGUUACUAUAUCGUUAUUUUAGCUGGCAGUAUCUAUGUUUGAUAAAACGUAUGAUGCGUCAUUUUAUGCUCGUUUUACAUUCAGUGACCAACAUGCGCUUUACAAAAUUCGGUUCAUGAUUAGUAGUGGCCAGUUUAAACAAGUACCAACUUAUUUUUUCAUACAGCGCGCCAGCGAUACCAGUAUGGGCACUGUUUGCAGUCCGCGCGCAGCAUGGGGGGAAUGGUUGACAUUCGCCUCACUCAUCGACCUAGCUCGAAUAGUCGAAUUGGAAUAAUUGGACGUAGCAAUUGUCUAUGGCUGAUAUUCAUAGUCGAUUCUUAUAUUUAAGAUCGUUUUAAGGGGGAGACCUAGUGUAAAAUCGAUUUUUUUCACGUUUUAUAUUUUUUUGCUAAAAUUGUUAGGAAAUUAUCUCAAAAAUAUGUAAAAAAACAUUAGAAAGUUACAAGAGAUUUUUUGUGUGUUAAUUUCAAAGAAAGGUGAAUCGGCUUCAGCAGCCGGAGCGCGUAGGUAUACAACUUUAAACGUCUUUUUCUCAAAAGGCAAAUUUGCGCGCCGACCUAUGUAACUCAAAAACUAUUUGACCGAUCAUCUUCAAAUUUUAUAUUCUUCAACUAUUUGGUCCCAGCAUAUACUUACCCGAUCAUUAAUAUUUUAAACAAUAAUUAUUAACAAUUGUUUAAAAUGCUGUUUUUUUAUUUAUAUCGCCGUUUUUGCAAUUUUAUGAAUUUUUUUAAUUAUUUAGGUAUAUGUUGUGCGUUUUUAUAAACUAACGAAAUUUUCUUGAAAUUUUUGUUUCACAUUAAUUUUGUGACCUCGGCGUAGACUGGCGCAAAUUCAAGGAGUCAACUUCAAGCAGCUGCUGUGCCGCCAUUUUGAAAUUUUUCAAUACCAACAAAAUUUUUUGAAUUAGUUUAAAUAGUGAAUAUUAUCAUAUACGUUAUCUACAUUCAAUAAAUUUUGCCAUAUUUUGUUUAAAAAAUCGAGAAAAAAUGGUUGUUUACACUAGGUUGCCCCCUUAAGUAUCAUCUUAAGAUGCCAUCAGAGAGACAUCAGCAUCUUAAGACAUUACUUAAGAUGAUCUUGAAAUAAGAAUCGACUAUGAAUACCGGCCAUAAAUGUUUUAACAUCUGAAAUUGCAUGUGUAUCGGAGACGACAUAAGAAAGAAAAGAUAAAGACAUGGGAAGGUAUUCAUGUCCCCAUGUGCGGAUUUUGUAAAAAAAAAAGAUGUCCCUUUUAUCACGCAUUAAAUAAAUUUUUUUAUGACAAUGGAUACUACUUUGUCAUCACCAAAAAAUAACGAAAAAGUAACGCAUCGUUACUUUCUAAGUAAUGAUAACGAUAACGCGUUAUAUUUUUAAGGUAAUGUUCCCAACCUUGUCCUUUGCACUCGAGGCCUUUCUCGCUCGGGCGAACCAGCAAUUCGAAACGAUUUCAGAAAUCUCGAGUUGCUAUAUUAGGAAAGCAUUUUACAGGUACUUUAAAAUCAUUUUAUACUCAGACAAACGUAUACAAAUAAUAAAAUUUCAUCAAUUUAUUUAUUUUUUCAUUGAAUACAACAAUGCUCGAGUGGAAACAUCAAACCAGCCGGGCGCCGCAGCGGCGCCGCUCGAGUGCAAAGGGUUAAGAAUGUAUCACACUCGUACAGUUUCUGCAAAGUAAGUUAAACUUGAAAAGUUUUAUAUUUUCAAUAAUUUAUAUACACGAAGUAGAAAAAAUAUGAACACCUGGGAAAUAGAUAUUUAUUUUAUUAAUAAAAGAUUAGCCUGUCA